ACAAUAAGUUAAUUGAGCUAAAUUUCUCUCAGUCGCAGUCUGCGAGUGAGAAACUUGGGAAGAUGUCAGCGAUCGUUAUACGCGCCAUGAAUAUGGAGGACUACGAGGAGGGUGAGGCCUUUCUCGCAAAGCACUUCUUCAAGCACGAGCCGCUGAUGCUGAUUCCCCAGAAGGACACGACGCAGGCCGCAGUGAUUCCGGAGGAGGAGCAGCUGCACCGCUCGCUCAUCCCGCAGAACCUCUCCUUGGUGGCCGUCGACGUCGACGAGAAGCGCAUUGUGGGUGUGGUACUGGUUGGUGAGCUUACUCCCGAGGAUCUGGAGAGGGAGUUCCGGGAGACCGAGCAGAAGAAAGUCACGUGUCUGCUGGACAAGAUUCACAAGUUCCUGGCCGGAGUGGAGAGACAGGCCAAUGUCUUCGAGCACUUCGGAGUGCAGCGAGCCCUCUACCUCUACAUUCUCGCCGUGGACACCUCCGUUCGUCGCCAGAGAAUAGGAACCCGCCUUGUGGCCGCCACCAUCGAGCUGGGUCGCCAGCGGGGCUUCCCCGUACUGACCUCCACCUGCACCAGCCUCCACUCCACGCGUCUCAUGACCGGACUUCAAAUGGAGGUUGUCCUCUCGAAGGAUUACGCGGACUAUAAGGACGAAAAUGGCGAGGUCAUUCUUCCAGCAGCCGAUCCCCAUACCUCGGCCAAUGUCGUGGGCAUCCGACUAUAGUGCCAUUAAAGGAACACCCAAAACAAAAUUUGGAUGCAAUAUUAUUCGUAAUAUUUAAGUGUAGUGUACAUCAAAGCAAACACAAAACGUGUUACUUGAGGGUUGCCGCAUGUAGGGCUGUAGCCCUAUAAAAAGCUAGAGUUUUUCUGCCGAAUAUGUUUGAGAAUGAGUCAACGGAUUUUAAUGCAAUAUCCUAUGUGAAGAACUUUACAAAUUUUAGGACAAUAAAAAUGAUAUACAAUUUUA
Drosophila subpulchrella is the source of this 965-nucleotide messenger RNA. RefSeq lists its product as uncharacterized. The record is from RefSeq and is a predicted model, not a curated record. Lineage: Eukaryota; Metazoa; Arthropoda; Insecta; Diptera; Drosophilidae. Gene Ontology annotation, molecular function: N-acetyltransferase activity. The coding region runs from base 63 to 719 and encodes 218 amino acids. The transcript has a single exon.